UUCGUCUCCACUGAACGAUAGAAAUAAUUUACAGUAACAUUUCUUCAAAUUAGAGUCUUUUAAAAUGAAGCUACUUAUUCUUCCAUUUACUCUGGCUUUAUUCAACUUAUCAGCUGGCGAAUUCCGUUAUAGAGAUUCUCAUUCCUGGGCUAGACAUUGGCCUGCUUGUGGUGGUAGGCGACAAUCACCCAUUGAUAUCAGUCUGUCCAUAGCUGAUUAUAGUCAAAAGGAUAAUAAACUUAAAUUACAAAACUAUGAUGUAGUUCCAAAAACUAUGCGAAUGGUAAAUGAUGGUCAUGCAGUAAAAGUCAUCUAUGAAUGGAACGAUCAAGUGCCAACAGUUAGUGGUGGACUUCUCACAGGUUCCUAUCGUUUACAUUCACUAAUAUUUCAUUGGAAUAACAAAGGUACUGAGGGUUCUGAGCACACAUUCAAUAAAACCAGAGGUAUAAUGGAAUUGCAAUACCUACACUACAAUACUAAUUACAAAUCUUUAAAAGAAGCUAUGCAUCAUGACAAUGGACUCGUGAUGCUCGUAGACCUAUUUUUCGGAGAAUCGGUUGCUCAUAACUCUUAUCAAUCUCCAAUUUUGCAUCAAUUAUUUGAUCAGUUUGUUCGAGUUUCGCAUCCUGGUUCAUCAAUUAAUUACGAAAACCGAUUUGCUGUACUUGAUGUAGCACCACCCAAUGGUAAUGAUUUGGCAUGGAUUGCUUAUCCUGGAUCGUUAACAAUUCCUCCAUGUACUGAAAAUGUUAUGUGGAUUGUCAAUACGUAUCCUCAUUUAAUGGAUACUACACAGCUGCAACGAAUUCAAAAUACAGUUCGAUUUGCACACCACGAUGAUCAUAAUUUCCGGGAUAUUCAAGAAUUAAAUGGACGCAAACAAUAUGUGUUGUACACAGAACCAUUUCUUCCUGUAAAAAAAGACUACCUAAAGAAAAAACUACUCUUAGAUUUUGAUUACAAGAAUGUUGAUUCCUGGGUACAAAAAUAUCCAAUGUGUGGUGGUCAACGUCAAUCACCAGUACGUGUCGAGGAAGAUCAGGUUGAUUUGUCAGAUUCCGAUGAUAUGAUUUCUUUAGUUAACUACCAUAAUAAACCAUUAAGUGCUACAUUAGUAAACAGCGGUCAUUCCAUACAAGUGAUGUUCGUAUGGGAUGAAAAUAAAACACCUUUUAUGACUGGUGGAGUUUUAGGUGAAACUGAAUAUGUUUUGGAUUCAUUACAUUUCCAUUGGAGUCGUGUUAGUAAUGAAGGUGGGGAGCAUCUUAUUCUCGAUUAUCCUGCUGCAGUAGAGCUCCAUGUUGCCCAUUAUAAUCGUAAAUACGGUAGCAUGAAAAAUGGUUUAAAUUUCACUGAUGGGUUUGCAGUAAUUAAUACCCAAUUCGAUAUUGAUUCGAAACGGCGACGACGCGAUGUGGACUUCGAUUCUUUCAUGGCAUCAAUGGUACAGCCUUCGCCAGCACUAAGUCAAAUUAUAAAUAAUUUAGAAUCGAUUAGCACUCCAGGAUCAAGUGUUGAAAUUGAACCAUUUUCUAUGUAUGAAUUUCAACCUGUUCCAUUAGAAACAUUGACCUACAUAACAUACAUGGGAUCAUUGACUAUUCCUCCAUGUACCGAAAAUGUGUUGUGGUUAUUGAGUACAUAUCCUUAUUUCAUCACUGCAGAACAGUUGAAGACUCUCCAAUCAACAGUUGAAUUUGAUCAUGGAGAUGAUCACAAUAAUCGCGAUAUUCAACCUUCGAAUGAUCGCCAAUUUUCUAUUGCCAGGGCUAUCAAAUUUAAUUAUCAUGAUACUGAUGCCUGGGUACAAAUAAACUCACAAUGUGCCGGUUCUCGCCAAUCGCCUGUCAGCAUCAAUUGGAUGAAUUUUAUGGAUAAAAAAUCUGAUGAUCCAAUGUACAUGUUCAACUACGAUAAAAAACCAUUAAGUGCCAAAUUAUCGAACAAUGGUCAUUCAAUAAAAGUAGAUUUCGAAUGGGAUGAAAUUCCAUUCAUUGCUGGAGGAGUUUUGGAUGAAAAUGAAUAUGUCCUAGAUUCAAUGCACUUUCAUUGGAGUCGUAACAGUAGCAUGGGAAGUGAGCAUAUAGUUCUUGGAUAUAGUGGGCCAUUGGAGAUGCAUCUUGUUCAUUACAAUCGUAAUUACGGCAGUGUCAAAGAUUCUUUAAAUUUUCCGGAUGGGUUGGCAGUAGUCGGAGGAAUAUUUGAAACUGAUACACAACGUCAACGACGUGACAUUGAUGAUGAGAAUGAUAUUUCAGAAGUAUCACAGAAAUCAUCAGCUUUAGACCAAAUUAUGAGUCAUGUAGACUCAGUUAGCACUCCCGGGUCAAGUGUUGAUAUUGAGCCAUUUGCUAUCAAUGAAUUCCGACCUACUAAAAUACCGAAACCUGCGUACAUAUCGUACUUGGGAUCAUUGACUACACCUCCAUGUACUGAAAACGUGGUGUGGUUAUUAGAUUUCUACCCUUAUUACAUCAGUCAAGACCAGUUACAGAUUCUUCAAAUGACGGUUGAAUUAGAUCAUCAUGAUGAUCAUAACAAUCGCCCUGUUCAACCAAUGAAUGAUCGUACUUUUACUUUAUUGAUGGCUGCUGAUGGUACCUCAGCUUAACUAAAUUUUGUAAAUGUGUCGCAGAAUUAAUAUAUUAGGCAUUCUGUUUGAUAAUAAAAACUAUAAAAUUUUCUUCCAACUUA
This is a messenger RNA of Chelonus insularis, 2697 nucleotides long. RefSeq names its product carbonic anhydrase-like. The record is from RefSeq and is a predicted model, not a curated record. The transcript is spliced from 16 exons. Gene Ontology annotation, molecular function: carbonate dehydratase activity; zinc ion binding. Lineage: Eukaryota; Metazoa; Arthropoda; Insecta; Hymenoptera; Braconidae. Gene Ontology annotation, biological process: one-carbon metabolic process. The coding region runs from base 65 to 2614 and encodes 849 amino acids. Gene Ontology annotation, cellular component: plasma membrane.